Molecule: messenger RNA, 426 nt
Organism: Sarcophilus harrisii (Tasmanian devil)
Lineage: Eukaryota; Metazoa; Chordata; Mammalia; Dasyuromorphia; Dasyuridae
Product: period circadian protein-like
Exons: 2
Coding region: 1-426 (141 amino acids)
Source: RefSeq, a predicted model, not a curated record
AUGUCUAGCCGCGGCGGCCGCGGCGGCUCUGGCACCGGCUCCGGUUCCGGUUCCGGCUUCGGCUCCGGCUCGGGCUCGGGCUCCGGCCCCCCCAACCCUCGGCGCCUCCUCCUUCCGGCUCCCAGCCGCGGUCCCGGUCCCGCUGCGGCCUCCGAGGACACGCCCCCUCCUGGAGGAGGCGGAGCCGCGACCCGAAGCAGGAAUGAAUUCAAAGGGCCAAGAGGACUCGACAGUCGAAACCUAGGAUUAGCCGAGAGGGAUAGGAAAGGAGUGAGCACAGGACCGGGACUAGCGCAGAGGGCACGGGAAGAGACCAGGAGCUGCGACGAGAGCACGGAAAAGGGCAUCGCCCCACCCCCCGGGACGACUGAUCCAGAAUCAUCGCUGAACCCCGAGGGCUACCAAGAGAAGCCGCCUCUCACCUAA